GAGUCUGUCAUGCUGCUGCCAGGCCCCUAAUCUGCCAUGGGCCCCUAUAUACCCCGCCUCCUCAUGCUGCUGCCAAGUCCAGAGUCUGUCAUGGGUCCCUGUACGGCCUCCCAUUGCUGCUGUCUCCAUCGCCACACUCUCUGCCAUGUGCCACUUUCAGGUCUCCUCACACACUGCUGGUGUGUUAAAUUUUUUGACAUAGGGUGCUGGCAGAUUACGGGCCUCCAUAGCUGCUGCCAGGCCCCUAAUGCCAUGGGCCCCUAUACCGCCUCCUCAUGCUGCUGCCAAGUCCAGAGUCUGUCAUGGGUCCCUGUACGGCCUCCCAUUGCUGCUGUC
Molecule: messenger RNA, 336 nt
Organism: Staurois parvus
Lineage: Eukaryota; Metazoa; Chordata; Amphibia; Anura; Ranidae
Source: the annotation of a GenBank genome assembly